Lathyrus sativus (Indian pea) is the source of this 576-nucleotide messenger RNA. NCBI's taxonomy places the organism in Eukaryota, Viridiplantae, Streptophyta, Magnoliopsida, Fabales, Fabaceae. The record is from the annotation of a GenBank genome assembly.
AUGGCAAGACCAUUUGCAAUUAUCAAAGACAUCAAUGACAGCAAGGAACUAUGGAAGAUUGCGGUCAGAAUUCAUCACAAGUGGAGUGUGGUAUCAAAGAGUAAGCACGACAUACCUCCAAAAAUUAUGAAGUUCACACCGUUUGCUGAUAUUAUAUGUGGAAAAUGGAAAAGGAAUCUUCUAAUAGAUGUUAUUGCGGUGGUGAUAGAAAUUGGAUGCACACAAUUACAAGGCGGCUCAAAGAAACAACAAAUUAAUUUAGUCUUGAAGGACUUGGGUAAUAACACGGUUGAUUGUACUUUGUGGGAAGGUUAUGCUUUGCAGUUUGAUGAAUACAUAAAGAAUGUGAAGAAUGUUUCAAUACCAAUUGUUAUCAUUUCGCAAUUUAGAAAAGUUAAAGAAGAGGGAAAGUAUCAUUUAUGUGUUUCAAACACAUUCAAUGUGACUAAGUUACACAUCAACAAAGACUUACCGGACAUAAAGGAUUUCCUUAAAAUUUCCUUCAUUCUUGCAUUUGCUUAUAGGAUUUGUUUUACUGAGUUAACAAUAUGUUUACACUCCUUUCAAUCAUGUUAA